GAACGUGGCGACGUUUACACAUUGGAUUUUAUGUCAUAUGUAUCUCUUAAAGAAACGGGAAGAAUCAGCUCGUCUUUAUUUCUAGGGAAGCCAAUAUGAGUUCCCCAGGCGAAUUUGGGAACCCUUUACGGAAAUUUAAACUAGUUUUCUUGGGGGAACAAAGUGUGGGAAAGACUUCACUAAUCACUAGGUUCAUGUACGACAGUUUUGACAACACAUACCAGGCAACCAUAGGCAUAGACUUUCUAUCAAAGACAAUGUACUUAGAAGACAGAACAAUUAGGUUACAACUGUGGGAUACAGCUGGUCAGGAGCGGUUUCGGAGUUUGAUACCAAGUUACAUUCGAGAUUCAUCUGUAGCAGUUGUAGUGUACGAUAUAACAAAUGCUAAUUCCUUCCACCAGACAUCAAAAUGGAUAGACGACGUGCGGACAGAGCGGGGGAGUGACGUGAUCAUCAUGCUGGUAGGAAACAAAACAGAUCUUUCAGACAAGAGACAGGUGACAACAGAGGAAGGGGAGAGGAAAGCCAAGGAACUCAAUGUGAUGUUUAUAGAAACUAGUGCAAAAGCAGGAUACAAUGUCAAACAAUUAUUCCGUCGAGUUGCAGCUGCAUUGCCGGGCAUGGAACAAACAGAACCUAAAAAAGGUGAAAUGACUGAAGUCAAGCUGAAAGAAACCCCGGCCGAACCUCAGACACAAGAAGGGGGAUGUGCAUGCUAGAUGUAACAUGGCUUCCCAUUGGCUGCAAAACCUGUGUCAAGUGUUGUCAUUGAACAAGUCACAUUCAUGUUUUCUUGUCUAUUGUGUUGGAGAAUGCAGAAUUUGUUUCAAAUGUGUGGAUAUAAUAGAUAAUAAAAGUGGAAGUUAAUUUUUUUAUUGAUGCAAUCAAUGUCAUGUUUGAGGCAUGUUUAUUGUACAUACAUGUAAAUUUGCAUGGUGUUAUUUUAUUUUAUUAUUUUUUGUCAAAAUAGCCUGUGCUGUUAUUUAUGAAAUAUAUCUAUUGGGCGAUCAAAUGAAAGGCCAUCUUUUGAAAAAAAGUUGUUUGCUGUAAAAUAACAAUUGAAACAUUCUCCUUUUUUUCUUCUUUUUUUUUUUACCCUCCGUCCAUAACCAUAAUUUUUUUUUCUAUUGUUUUUCUGGGUUUUUAAUGUAAUACAAAACUAUUUUUAAAAACUCUAAAUAUUUAUUGGGCGAUCAAAUGAAAACCAGCCUUUAAAUACAAUUGUUUGCUGUAAACUAACAAUAUAAAAAACAUCGCAACUUUUUUUCAACUCUUAAUGUUUUUCUUCUGUUUAUUUUCCCUCCUUUUUUUUAAAUAUACUGUAUAACAAAUUAUUUUUAGAAACAAAAUAUCUACUAACUGACUCACUACUAAAACGGCCAGUCAGGUUACAGCAAAACAAAUUUUCUUUUAGAAUGAUAUGUAAUAUUUUCUUUCGGGAAGACCUAAUGUGAAAGAUUUAUUUUUAGGUUAGCCUGAUAUGACACAUUUUGUUUAAGGAUGGCCCGAUAUGAAAUUAUGAAUAAAAACUCCUCAGUUAUCCCAAUGAUGGAGAUUCUUAUCAGCUGCAUCUCUCUGUCAUCUUGAUUGCUAUUAAAUACAGUGAAAUCUCUCAAAACCGGACCCUCUGGAAACUGGAAUUUCUCCAAAACUGGACAAUUUUCACAGUCCUUUUUUAAACUGGAUACCUCUUAAAACCGGACAUUUUACUUGGUACUGAGGGUGUCCAGUUUAGAGGGGUUUCACUGUACUUUCUUAUGAAAUAACAGCAUUUAAUCUGAACCAGUCACACAUCUCAGGUUCAAUUUUUGAUAAGUCUACACUAAGUUUUCUCGCUUUUUUUUAGCACAAGCUUUUGAGAUCUUAAUUCUACACCAUGCAGUUGAUCGAGACAUGUUUUGUUUACCACAUACAGUGGAGGAAAUAGACCCAGAUUCACAUGUGUCACUACAUGAUUAGAUUAUUCACAUGCUUUUCACAUAGAGUAGACUAAAAUUUACAUUUGUUUGACUUUGCCUUCAUUUUGUUCUUUUUGAUCUUGAUAAUAAGGUGACAAAAUAUUUCAGGUUUAAUGCUCAAAGUACCUGGUUAUUGUUAGAGGGAUGGGUGAUGUUAAGUACCGUAAUAAAAAAAUUAAUCAUAAGAAAGGGGCAUUUAAAUAGGAUUUUUGUUUUUGUUCCUAAUAUUUUCAAAUAUAAUUAAAAACCAUGAUUUUUUUUUUAGGCAAUGAUACUAUGACAAGAAUUGUCAUGUCCCAGUUUUAUGAUCACAUCGUUUUGUAAAUAAUGUCAAGAGAUUAUAUAAAUAUCAAAAUCA
Molecule: messenger RNA, 2319 nt
Organism: Gigantopelta aegis
Lineage: Eukaryota; Metazoa; Mollusca; Gastropoda; Neomphalida; Peltospiridae
Product: ras-related protein Rab6
Exons: 8
Coding region: 96-722 (208 amino acids)
Molecular function (GO): GTPase activity; GTP binding
Source: RefSeq, a predicted model, not a curated record